AUGGUGGUGAACCACAAUCUUCACAUGGAACUUAAUGGCGAGCUUGCAGACAAAGAGAGGUAUCAACGGCUCGUGGGCAAGUUAAUUUAUCUCUCACACACUCGCCCUGAUAUAGCUUAUGCUGUUGGAGUGGUAAGUCAGUUUAUGCACCAACCACAAGUUGCUCACAUGGAAGCUGCUCAAAGAACUCUAAGGUACCUAAAGGGAACCACAGGCCAUGGAGUGUUGUUCAAAGCAAAUAGACAUUUAAAUAUUGAGCUUUACACUGACGCCGACUGGGCAGGAGAUAAGGGAAAUCGAAGGUCAACAUCAGGAAACUUCUCCUUGGUUGGUGGAAACCUUGUUACUUGGAGGAGUAAGAAACAGAAGGUGGUCGCUCUGUCAAGUGCAGAAGCAGUGUUCAGAGGCAUAGCUCGAGGGUUAAGCGAAGUUUUUUGGAUCAGGAAACUUCUAGAAGACAUUGGUUUCUCCUAA
Helianthus annuus (common sunflower) is the source of this 474-nucleotide messenger RNA. Its product is annotated as secreted RxLR effector protein 161-like. NCBI's taxonomy places the organism in Eukaryota, Viridiplantae, Streptophyta, Magnoliopsida, Asterales, Asteraceae. Bases 1 to 474 code for a protein of 157 amino acids. The record is from RefSeq and is a predicted model, not a curated record. The transcript has a single exon.